AUGUUUCCAACGGUGGACACUGAGGAUAUUUCUAGGAGCACGUCAUUAGAACCAGAACAGAGUUUUACUAGCGAUGAACAAGAUUCUGGUGAUAGUUCACCAGUGGCAAAACAAAACAAUAACAACUUAACUUUGAACAUGCUUAUCAAAGAAACAAUAUUUUGUAUAGCAUUAGCUGUUACUACCUAUGGAGCUUUGCAUAAUAUACCAGCAAGUACAUCUAAAGUUCCUCAUGCUGUGAGAUUUUUUAAUACAAAUUUAGUAAAAGAUUGGUAUAAAGGCCAAUUAAGUAAUGCUUUAGCAUUAAUUAACAAGCAAGAUAUAUCCUUUGUUAUGUACUAUGCACCUUGGGAUGCAGAGUCACAGUAUGUCCGAGGGGAGUUUGAAGCAGCAGCUGGUGUAUUAAAUGACAGAGUUCACUUUAGCGCUAUAAACUGUUGGAAUCCAGGCAGUGAGUGUAGAUUGCAGCAUAAUAAAAUUCCAUCAUGGCCGAUAUUAAUGGUGUACACUGUAACAUCAAGGGGCAUAUUAUAUAAAGGACCAAGAAAUGCAGAAAGCAUGGUUAACUUUUUAGAAUUAAUAAUGAAACCAUUACAAAGGGUUUCGUCUACAGAAGAUUUGGUUAAUUUGCUUUCCAUGUGUGAUGCUGUUGCAGUUGGUUAUACACCUGUAUCAUACACAUCAAAAUAUUAUAACAUAUGGUAUAAUACAGCAAUAAAAACUAAAGAGUUUGACACAAUCGGGGAAGUAUGUUUUGCGGUUGUCACUUCUACAGAACUAGCUGUGGAUCUAGGAAUUGAUAGUGUGCCAAAUGCUAGGUUUAUGUUAUGGAAUGACACUAAGGACUACACACCUGAUGGUGAGAAUCAAGCCUGGAACGAGUCAUCGCUUGUUCCAUGGAUAUUGGAAAAUUUCGUGCAACCGGUCUCCAGAAUUAUUCCAAUGUGGAGAAAAGGUUUCAACUUCGAACGAUUCGCUGAUGGCAGUCCAAUGUUGAUAUUAUUUACGCCUAUGAAUCCACUCUACGAACAGUUACCUUCAUAUGCAUUGAUGCGGGAAGUAGCCAUGGAAUAUUACAAUUGCAAAAACAACGAAACAAACCAAUGGACAAUGGAACUAAUGAAAUUGCAACAAAUUCAAAGACUCCUAUAUCAGCAGAAGAAUUUCCUAAAAUUCUGCCAAGAACACAAAUUUAAACCCAUAAAAAAGUUACAUUCAAAAUACAAGAAAGUAGUUUCGCACAACAAUAAGUAUCCUUGGAACAAUGUGACCGAGAAGAAUCAGAAGAACAGUGCUAUUAAUAUGAUAAAGCAAGGUUUGGCGGUUUCGAAGAUAAUAGGUAGUGCGAAUGAGAAUGAGUUUAUGCCAAAUGAUUUCAUUCAAGCCUGUGGAUUGGAGUCAUUAGCCGCUGAGAAAAAUUACGAAAAUUAUGAGCAAUGUUUGACGUUUGAGGAGCACUUAGAAGAUUUUGAACAGGAGGAAAUCGAGAUGACAAUCCUUUCUUCGGAAGACGAUCCUCUAUCACCUGAAAAUUUAGUACAAGAGAACGUAAAGCAUGCUUGUAACAUAUUGCGAUUCGCAAAUAAAUUAUUCCCAGCAGUGACCCCGGGAAAGGUGGAUGGGAACAUCAGUCACAUACACGGCUGGGCGUGUCAAACGAACCUCACUAUGAACAUUUUAGCAGUGGAUAGCUUAAGGAAUUAUCACUUUGCUGAAGCUCUCGGCAUUGAUUUGAAAAAUAAGAAAGAUAUGACAGCGGUUGUCAUAUUAGACAGCAAGCACGAGAGCCAAUAUGUACUAUCGGGAGAGUACAACGCGAAGUCCGUGCGAGAGUUCAUAGCUAACUUCACUCGGAAGCAACUAAAACGUACGCUGCGCACGCACGUUGAGGAUGCUGCGCAUACGCACUAUUUUGGCUCAAACGGCUCUGCAUCUAAAGAAAAAGAUUUCGAUAUUAUUAAUCUUACAACAAGGAGUUUUAGGAGAACUAUUCGAACGCCUGGAGUGCUUUCACUAGUGGCGGUUUGCGGCGGGGCCUGUAGUGGUCAUACAACAAGAGCGCUUUCUGAAGCGGCUCGACUUUUGAACGAAUGCGGGGUGCGGACUCAAGCGGCGCGCAUAGAUGCGUUAAGGCAUGACUUGCCGUGGCAUUAUACACCCAGCGCAUAUCCUACAAUUCUAGUCUUUUCACCAUAUCGUAACGGCGAGGACAGCCGCGCCUAUCCACGUGACGUGCGAAUUUCAUCAAGUGGACUUGUAGCUUUGUCUUUACGUGCGCUUCCCACUCCAUUGCAUUUACGCGUGCGCCUCGUUUUGUGCGCACGAAUUCGGGCCAUCACAGAGAAGAAAGACUGCUUAAAGGAUAUGAGGGAGAAUGUUGUAUCCGUAAUUGGUAGAAACUUAAAAUAUUGGCGGCAAACCCAAAUUCAUGAGCUAAAAAAAUCCCUACUUAAAAGACUACAAAAUCUUAACCAAGCUUAUUUAUUUUUAUCUUUAUUACAUACAAGUGAUCUCAAAGAGAAUAAUUGUAAAAGAAAUUUUGCUUUAAAAUCAUUUGACGAUCUGUCUACAAAUUGGUACAUAGACACAUCGUCAAUAUUAAGGAAAAAUGGUUCACUUUCACCAAUAAUUAGAUGA
Molecule: messenger RNA, 2637 nt
Organism: Pieris macdunnoughi
Lineage: Eukaryota; Metazoa; Arthropoda; Insecta; Lepidoptera; Pieridae
Source: the annotation of a GenBank genome assembly